AUGGAUGAGACAGCAGUUGAGCCGCCUAUCACACAAACACAGGGUUUUAGGGCUUUUAAAGGUGCUUUAUACUUCUCACUCUCUUCCUCUUCUCAGCGUGGCUCGAUUUCCUCAUGGGUUAAAGAAAACAUCAAGAAGAAAAGCUGCUGUUUCUAUGAGGAGGAUGACAGGUAUGGGAUUUGUAAGUGCGGAUACCCAAAGGAAGAGCACAGCGAUGAGGCCAUCAAACCAGAGCAUUAUGUGGGAGAAGAAUGGAGCGCUCACACACACAUCAUAGAGAAACCCACUGAUGCAUAUGGAGAUAUCAGAUUUGUGGGCUUUGGACAGAAAACGGGGAAGUAUGUUCGGGUGUCGACGGACACGUCGCCUGAGAGUCUGUACGAGCUGAUGACAGAACACUGGAAACUGCGUCCUCCCAAUCUUCUGAUAUCUGUGACGGGCGGAGCCAAAAACUUUAGCAUUAAGAGUCAACUGAAGGACAAAUUCCGCCGCGGUCUCAUCAAAGUGGCCAAGACCACCGGUGCAUGGAUCCUGACAGGUGGUACACACGCAGGUGUGAUGAAGCAUGUGGGAAUGGCCGUGAGAGAUUACACACUCAGUAACAACUCGAUGGAGGGACAGAUCGUGGUCAUCGGUAUAGCAACCUGGGGUAUCAUCCACAAACGCCACAAGCUCGUUAAUCCUGAGGGUUGUUUUCCUGCGGAUUACAUUCUGGAUGAAGUGGGUCAGGGAGGGCUCUCUUGUCUGGAUAUAAAUCACACUCACUUUCUGCUGGUGGAUGACGGCACUCACAAACGCUAUGGAGUUGAAAUUGAGUUGCGAGCCCGACUGGAGAAACUGAUCUCUCAGCAGCCGUUGGGAAAACGAGAGAGCGAAGUGACGAUCCCGGUGGUCUGUGUGGUCCUGGAGGGUGGACCAGGAACUCUAAACACCAUCUAUAACUCUAUGCUCAACAACACGCCGUGUGUGGUCCUGGAGGGAUCCGGACGUCUGGCGGACGUCAUCGCUCAGGUGGCGUCUCUGCCUGUGGCAAAGGUCACUGUGGUCCUUAUUGACCAGCUGAUGAAGAGGUUUUUUGCAAAAGAGUACAAGACAUUCUCUGAGGUGCAGAUCUUUGAGUGGACCAAGAAGAUUCAGGAUAUAAUCCGCAUGGAUCAUCUGCUGACCGUGUUUCGUUUCGAUGUGGAGAAAAACAGUGACGUCGAUGUUGCCAUCCUGCAAGCUCUGCUCAAAGCCUCCAGGAGCGAGUGUAGCACCAGUCGACAGUCCUGGAAGAGACAGCUGGAGUUAGCCGUGGCCUGGAACCGCGUGGAUAUCGCAGAGAGUGAGAUUUUCACAGAGGAGAGUCAAUGGAAGUCCAGCGAUCUUCACCCGGCCAUGUUCUCGGCUCUUGUGGGAGAUAAGCCAGAGUUUGUGCAUCUCCUUCUGGAGAACGGAGUGAGUGUUGAGCAGUUUCUGGGACAGAAAGACCAGCUCUGUAAACUCUACGCCCAUCUGCCCGCCUGCUUCUUUACGCGCAAGCUGGUCAAACGGGUCCAGGACGGCAGGGGUCGGGCCCCCGGCAGCAAGAUGUCAUUGAUUCACGUGUCUGAAGAAGUGAGACAUCUGUUGGGCAGCUUCACUCAGCAUCUGUACGAUCAGCCAAGUCAGAAGACGACCAGAGAUGAGGUGUCUUUAUCUCUACCAUCUAAAGGGUUGGUUGAGCUUCCGUGUUCUGGUGAAGAACCGAUUGCGGAGACGGUUUCAGAUCCGGGUCGAGAUCUCUUCCUCUGGGCUGUGGUUCAGAAUAACAGAGAGCUGGCAGAGAUCGGCUGGGGACAGUGCAGAGACUGCAUCGCAGCCGCUCUGGCAGCCAGUAAGAUUUUAAGGAAACUGGCUGAGGAGAGUGGAGAACAUGACGGUGAAGAAGCGAAGGACAUGAGAGAACACGCUGACCACUACGAGACUCAAGCCAUCGGUGUCUUCAGUGAAUGUCACGCCUGGGAUCCUCAGCGAGCUCAGAAACUGAUCAUCCGUAUCUCACCGUCGUGGGGCAGAAGCACCUGUCUGUGGCUCGCUCUGGAGGCAGACGACAAAAGAUUCAUCGCUCACUCAGGCGUUCAGGCUCUUCUCACACAGAUCUGGUGCGGCGAGCUGUCGGAGGAAAAUCCAUACUGGAAAAUUCUGCUCUGCAUGAUCUGUUUUCCUCUUAUAUACACCGGCUUCUUGACCUUUAGACGUGAUGAAGAUAUUCAGAGAGAGGCAGAGAAGACAGAGCAACAGAAACUGACCCUUGGUUCUGAAUACACAGACUCCAAGAUCAAGCAUCAUUUACGCUCUUCGCAGAAUUCUUCACUGACGCCUCUGAACUGUGGCUCCAGGUUCAAGACUUUCUUUAAUUCUCCUCAAGUGAAGUUUUACUGGAAUAUCGCAGCAUAUUUUGGCUUUCUGUGGCUCUUCGCCGUGGUGCUCAUGAUCGAUUUUCAGACAUCUCCAUCAUGGAGAGAACUUCUCCUUUACAUCUGGCUGGGUUCACUGGUGUGUGAGGAGGUUAGACAGCUCUAUCACGACUUUGAUGGUUCUGGUUUUCGUAAGAAAGUAAAGCUGUAUAUCAAAGAUGUGUGGAACAUUCUGGACGUGCUGUCAAUAGUGCUUUUCAUCUCCGGCCUGGUGUGCAGGCUUCAGGGGUCCAGCGCCGUGUUUUAUGUGGGUAAAAUUCUUCUGUGCAUCGACUUCAUCAUAUUCUGUCUGAGACUGAUGGCCAUCUUCACCAUCAGCAGAACCCUGGGACCCAAAAUUAUCAUCGUCAGGAAAAUGAUGAUGGAUUUGUUCAUCUUCAUGUUUCUGUUGAGUAUCUGGGUGGUGGCGUACGGUGUGGCUAAACAGGGCAUUCUGAUUCAGAAUGAAGAGAGACUGGACUGGAUCAUACGCGGUGCUGUAUAUGAACCAUACCUCAUCAUAUUCGGAAACAUCCCCACAAAUAUAGACACCACUCAGUUUGAUAUGAACAGCUGUAGUGUAAACGCCUCUGAUCCCAUGAAGCCCAAAUGUCCCUUUCUGAAUGAUGAGAACAUGCCGGCGUUCCCUGAAUGGCUGACCAUCAUUCUGCUGUGCGUCUAUCUGCUGUUCGCCAACAUACUGCUUCUCAACCUCCUCAUCGCUAUCCUGAGCUACACCUUCCAAGAGGUUCAGGAUAACACGGACACCAUCUGGAAGUUCCAGCGCUACGAGCUGAUUAAAGAAUACCACAGCCGUCCCGCUCUCCCUCCGCCCUUCAUCCUGAUCAGUCAUCUCAUCAUCUUCAUCCGAAGAGUCUUACUGCGCACCCCACAUCUAAAACACAAACACUUCCGCCGAGAGCUUGAGAAGACAGAAGAAGAGGAGCUACUGUCAUGGGAGGCUUUGAUGAAGGAAAACUUUCUGUCAUCUGCACGUCAGGAGGAGAGUCAGAGCAACGAGCAUCGAAUCCAGGACACGGCUGAGAAAGUUGGAGUGAUGUCAGAACUCCUGGAGAGGGAACAGGAGAUGGUUUCCUCUACGAUGGCAAAACGACUCGACAAGCUGGAAGAUCAGGUGUCUGAAUCCACCAAAGCUCUCCGCUGGAUUGUGGAUGCUCUGAAAUCUCAGGGAUACAAAUCCAAACUGGAGCCGCCUCUUUUGAAAGGUAAAAGCUGUGACAGGGAUGAUGGUGAUUCCAGUGGACAGGAGACAGAAUACGAGUCUCCUCACAUGUUUGCACGUCAGCUGCAGUAUCCCGGCAGUAAUGUGACACGCUUCCCCGUGCCCGAAGAGAAAGUGUCAUGGGAGACAAACUUCACGCCGUAUCUUCCUCCAGUUUACAAUCAGCAGGAAAGCGAUAACAGUUCAGACCCCUCAGUUUUAGACAAGUACAGGAAUCCGGGGGGGAGGACUGGGAUGCGGGGAAAGGGGGCUCUUAAAUCCCUCGGUCUGAAUCAAAAAUUCCACCCAAUCCUCACCAGAUGGUGUGAUGGAAAACCGGCAAAGCUGGAAUUUCUCGCCGUCUGGAAGGAGGCAGAGAUGGGCUGGUGUCUUCCAGGGGAUCAAGUGAAAGCGAAUGAGCCUCUGCCACAGACACUGGAGAGGAUUCUGGGUAAGAAGUUAGAUGAGGGGACCAAAUCUGAACUGCAGGCUGCAGAACAGGUCUAUGAGGGUUAUGUAGAUGACAGUAGAAACACAGACAAUGCCUGGCUAGAAGUCACGAUUGUCACACUUCAUCUUGACAAACACAGUCCAGUGAUGUCACAGAUAAACAGUAUUGUGGAAUCUCAUCAGUCUCUUCAGUGGAAAGAAGUGAGCAGGAAAACAUGUGCGUGUCCGUACCAGCGUGAGGCUUUACGUCUCAUUGCUCAGCUUCACGAAACAGACUUCUGAUCCUCACGAAAACAAACACGCUAUAACAAAAACUACGACUGUGCAUUUAUUUAUUCAGUGAAAUGAAACUUGAAUGUGAUUUUUUUAUCAGGGUGCUUAAGCAGCAAUUUUUAAAUAAGAUUUUCUCAAAUGCUCUCAUCAUCUGCCAUGUGUCUGACAUUUUGACACACUUGUCAGUAGUUCAUUAUUACUCAAAUUCAUCGACUUAAUUUCGUAAGACAUACAGCUAGUAUAAGUAAUCUUAAUCAGUUUUGCUGUUUUUUUCUUUAAUCACUUAGUGAGCUGUCAAUGCAGGAUAGUGUCGAGUUAUCCAGAAUGAGGAUGCUGUGAUGUAAAACUAAUGCUUAUUGUAGAUGACCGUGGAUAAAUAGACAAAUACACUUGAAAUAAAUGAUGUGCAUAAUUAUGCUUAUACCACAGCCUUUUUAAAUAGUCGAUUCUGAUUGGCUGGAAGGUGUGCAUUAAAACCCUUUACCUCACAAGUAGCUCCAGUAAGUUUGAUUCAAUUUGAGAUUUAACUGAUAAAGUCACUGUAAUUUUCACCUGUUUGAUCAAAAAUUUCACUGCUAACAUCAAUUAAAGAUUUAACUGGGCAAAUGACCAUGGUAUAAGCAGGAUGAUCCACAGCUAGCCAUGCGUUAAAGAGAUUUAAUGUACUUCGCAGAGGCAACCACACUCCGCUUCGCGCCGGGUGGUUCUUGGCCUCAACAUCGUGCGUUAAAACCCUUUAACGCACGGCUAGCUGUGGAUUAUCCCUUAAUUAUUUCACAGUUAGUUACCAAAUAAAUAAAAGACCUGAAAUAUUGAUUAGAAAAUAUUUGACUGCAGAAUGAUGUUAUUGGCCGAUCACAAUCUGGUAUUCCAGAGAGUCAUGUCAUGAUUUAUAAAAGACCAUUUUGUUCAAGUUAUGAUCUACAAAAUGCAGGUACACCAAAGAAUGGAAGUUCAAAAAUGUAAUGAAUCAUAUUCUUUAAAUAUAUAAGCACUUAUAAAGCUGUUAUGUAAUACUCUUAUAUUAUAGAGG
This is a messenger RNA of Triplophysa dalaica, 5395 nucleotides long. It is a transcript of the gene trpm2, whose product is annotated as transient receptor potential cation channel, subfamily M, member 2. NCBI's taxonomy places the organism in Eukaryota, Metazoa, Chordata, Actinopteri, Cypriniformes, Nemacheilidae. Gene Ontology annotation, biological process: calcium ion transmembrane transport. Gene Ontology annotation, molecular function: ligand-gated calcium channel activity. Gene Ontology annotation, cellular component: membrane. The record is from RefSeq and is a predicted model, not a curated record.